Molecule: messenger RNA, 2292 nt
Organism: Morus notabilis
Lineage: Eukaryota; Viridiplantae; Streptophyta; Magnoliopsida; Rosales; Moraceae
Product: probable serine/threonine-protein kinase DDB_G0271682
Exons: 13
Coding region: 23-2029 (668 amino acids)
Biological process (GO): regulation of DNA-templated transcription; protein phosphorylation
Molecular function (GO): protein kinase activity; ATP binding
Source: RefSeq, a predicted model, not a curated record
AAAUUAUGAAAAGAAGACUACUAUGCGCAUUGCGCAACCCUACUCCGGCGAGCCUCCGGCGACUUCCAUGGCCGGCGACAAUUUUUCCUCCUCCUCCUCCGAGCGUCUCUACCAAGCCCUCGUGAAUCGCUGCCGGAGCCUGGAGGAGAGCCAUGCCAGGCUCGCCGAGAAGCUCCGGGACCUUACGCAACAGAAGAUGAAGAAUAUCGAAAACGAAGAGGAUUUGGCCGGGGUGACGUCGGAUUACCCUCUUCCGGGGUACUUCUCGACGGGCAGUCCGUACAAGAGGGUGUUGGACUCGCUGGGACACUCUCUUCAUGUUUACAGAGCUUCCUCUGGAGAAAUCGUGUAUUGGAACCGUUCUGCAGAAAAUCUGUAUGGAUGGAAGGACUACGAAGUCGUUGGUCAAAAGUGUUUCACUGAACUCCUCAUCCCUGAAGAACAUUAUAUGACAUUGGAGAAGAUCAUGAGAAGGUUGUUGCGCACUGGGGAACCGUGGUCCGGUCAGUUCCCUUUCAAGAAGAGGUCUGGCAAGAUAUUCAUGGUGAUGGUGACGAAAAGCCCGUUGUAUGAAAACGGUGAGCUUGUUGGUGUCAUCGUUGUUGCAUGUGAUGCAGCAGGGUUUAAUGGUGUUGGAACAGAUAGCCAGAGAUCAAAUGAGGAUCGUGUUGAUCGCCAAUAUAGAGACCAGCGGCUGAACUUCAAAAAGAUCAAGUGGCAUCCACGGCCACCAACAGUCCCGUCACCAGAGAUUGCAUCAUCAGUUUCCAAUCUGGCUGCAAAAGUAUUGGCAAAGUUACAGAUUAAGGGAAGUGGCAACAAUGGUAAUGAAGAUGAUCAUGGAAGCACUCAACCUGAUGCAAGCUGCGACACUUCUCCAAUGAGGAACGAAGAAACAACUGAGCAGAAACCUCCGAGUGAUUCCAAGAAAUCAACUUAUGACUGCCUUGAACAGAGCGAGUGCUACCAGUGUUUUGGGCUGUCUAAAACUGUUGAUCCAUUGCAAAAGUUAGGCAGCCAUGAAGAUGAAGCAGAGGAAGAAGAAUCCAACUUGGUUGCUGUGCGGGCAGAAGACGAAGUACAAAGAAAUGAUAAACAAUUGUUAAGUUCGGAGGGAAGCAUUGGCAGUCAUGGAAGUUCAUCAAGCAAAGGUGAUGGUGAGUCCAACUCUGUAGUUGAUUGUGAGAUUCACUGGGAGGACUUGCAUAUUGGGGAGGAGAUUGGACAAGGUUUCUAUGCCGUCGUUUAUCGUGGAAUUUGGAAUGGAUCGGAUGUUGCCAUUAAGGUGUACUUGACGAAUGAAUACAGUGAAGGAGCUUUACAAGACUACAAAAAUGAGAUUGAUAUAAUGAAGAGGUUGAGACAUCCAAAUGUAUUGUUGUUCAUGGGAGCAGCAUAUUCACAAGAACGGCUAACGAUUGUCACAGAAUUCUUACCAAGGGGAAGCCUUUUCAAAACACUUCAUAAAAACAAUCAGGCAUUAGACAUCAGACGGCGUCUGAGGAUGGCACUCGAUGUUGCUAGAGGUAUGAACUAUUUGCAUCACAGAAAUCCACCAAUAGUGCACAGAGAUCUGAAAUCUUCUAACCUCCUUGUUGACAAGAACUGGACUGUCAAGGUUGGAGAUUUUGGCUUGUCAAAGUUGAAAAAUGCGACCUUCUUAACUGCAAAAUCAGGAAGAGGAACGCCUCAGUGGAUGGCCCCGGAGAUCAUCCGAAAUGAACCUUCAAACGAGAAGUCUGAUGUAUUCAGCUUUGGUGUCAUAUUAUGGGAGUUAAUGACUGAAUCCAUCCCAUGGAACAACUUGAACGCCUUACAGGUUGUUGGAGUUGUGGGGUUCAUGGAUAGAAGAUUAGAUUUACCAGAAGGACUUGAUCCACAAGUAGCAUCCAUAAUACGAGAUUGUUGGAAAAGCGACCCCCAACAGCGUCCGCCGUUCGAAGACAUAAUCCGAAGAAUUGCCAUUCUAAUACCGCGAGUUGCGCCGUUGUCUACUCAGAGAAUAGAGAAGCUCGGAACUCUAGAAUGAAUUUUGUGGUUUGGAUCGUUAACAAACAAGUUCUUUGUUGAUGAUAAACGUAGUUAGAAACAAGUUUAGAAAAAGCUCUUUAGUCUUUAGAAUCUUUUAGAUGCCUCAAUUACGCAUAUAUGUUUUACACGGAAAAGAAGAAGAUUACCCACGUAAGUUGUAUAUGAGACUAGAUUAGGUUAAUGUAGUACAAUUAUCAUAGUGUUUUGUCAAUUCUUGUAAAAGUUUAAGCUUUUAACUUGUGCAAAUAUCAAAUUUUAUGC